UAAUAGCGACUAUCGGCCAAGCGAUCUACUGCAUGCGGGUUUCAUUCAGCGCUUGUGAUUGGACAAUCGUGAUAUCGAUACAACCCGAAAAGAGGGAGAGGGAAAGAGAGACGCUCCCUAUUUGACGUUUAUAUAUAUUUUGGGUUUUUUUUUCCCUAAUGGAUGAGCAAUGGAAAAGCCGUCAGAUGAAAUAUCUGGCGACGCUUCUGUGUUCCCACGCGCUGCAUCUUUGUUGAUAUGUCCUCGAUGUUGGGCUUGUUGUUGUUGUGUGGGAGGCCAGGGACGGGCCUGAGGAAGCGCCGCUAGAAAAGCGCACUCGUCCUGCAGCCGCUCUUUCUUGUCCCCUUGUCAGGAUCGGGCAGAUGCGCGCGGAGACAUGGUGACGCUCCCGGCUCUGGCGCACUACUGGCCUCUGGUGCGGUUCCUCGUGCCACUGGCCAUCACCAACAUCGCCAUCGACCUCGGCGAGCAGGCUUUAAACCGAGGGAUCGCAGCAGUCAAAGAGGAUGCGGUGGAAAUGCUGGCCAGUUACGGUCUGGCGUAUUCCCUGAUGAAGUUCUUCACUGGGCCUAUGAGCGAUUUCAAGAAUGUGGGAUUGGUGUUCGUCAACAGCAAACGCGACCGAAUCAAAGCUGUCUUGUGCAUGGUCGCGGCCGGAACGAUAGCCAUUAUCUUCCACACACUGAUAGCCUAUACAGACCUCGGCUACUACAUCAUUAACAAGCUGCAUCAUGUGGACGACUCGGUGGGCAAUAAGACCAGGAUGGCUUUUCUAUACCUGGCUGCAUUUCCUCUGCUGGAUGCCAUGGCCUGGACCCAUGCUGGAAUCCUUCUAAAGCACAAGCACAGUUUACUGGUUGGCUGCGCCUCGAUCUCUGAUGUCUUAGCGCAGAUUAUAUUUGUGGCUAUCUUGCUGCACAGUAAUCUGGAAUGUGUUGAACCAAUGUUGAUUCCCAUCUUGUCUCUAUACAUGGGAGCGCUGGUGCGUUUCACCAUUGUUGGACUGGGCUACUAUCGAAACAUUCACGAUAACCUCCCGGACUCCAGUGGCCCAGAAGUUGGGGGAGAUGCCACUUUUAAAAAGAUGCUGAAUUUCUGGUGGCCCCUGGCCCUCAUCCUAGCAACACAGCGGAUCAGCAGACCCAUCGUCAACUUGUUCGUUUCCCGUGACCUGAAAGGCAGUGCUGCAUCCACCGAGGCAGUUGCGGUUUUGACAGCUACAUAUCCUGUGGGUCACAUGCCAUAUGGGUGGCUGACUGAACUCCGUGUUAUCUACCCUGCCUUCGACAAGAACAACCCGAGCAAUAAAUUGGCAAACUGUGGGACAGCAGUCACCAAGUCACACAUCAAGCGUUUCACGUUUGUCUGUAUGGCUUUGUCGAUCACACUCUGUUUCGUGGUUUUCUGGACGCCUAAUAUCUCUGAGCGGAUCCUGGUGGACAUUAUAGGCGUGGACCAAGCGUUUGCAGAGCUCUGUGUUGUGCCAUUGCGAAUUUUUUCAUUUUUUCCUUUACCAGUGACGGUGCGUGCUCAUCUAACCGGCUGGCUCAUGACCCUGAAGAAAACCUUCGUUCUGGCGCCGAGCUCUGUGUUGCGAAUCAUCGUGCUCAUCACCAGCCUCGUUGUGCUGCCCUACAUGGGGGUGCAUGGAGCUACUUUAGGGGUUGGAUCUCUCUUAGCUGGAUUCCUCGGAGAGUCUACUAUGGUAGCGAUCGCCGCAUGCUAUGUCUAUCGGAAACAGAAAAAGAAGAAAGAAUCCGAUGGGGAGUUGACCAUCGAUGGGGAAGACUCGGCUCCGAUGAACGAGGUGCGCUCUGGCCGCCGGAUAGACGACGUUGUUGAACUGAGAGAGGAGGACGAGGAAGAAGAGUGACCUCGCCAUUCGAUGAGACGUCAGCUUCACGUGCAUUCUUCCUGGUUAUGUGGGAGGACGUGUUGAAGGGGUGGGGGAACCAGGGAUCUUUUGCUUUUUGCAGGGCAGUGCUUUAAUUGCUUACUGUCCCCUGUUUGCUGCUCUUUUCCCCCUCUUUUGCCACGUGCACGUGGAGAAUGCACAAAAAGGAAGUUGUAGUUAGAGGCAAAUGAAAGACCAAAAAAAAAAAAAAAAAAGGACACAUUUCUCAAGUAUUAAAUAUCCUUCGAAAUCUAAAUAGAUGUUUUUGCAGCUGUCGUCGGGAGUCUCCGCAUGAAGGACAGCGAAGAUAUCGAAUUUGUACCAAAGCGUCGUCACGUGCUAACCGCUUUUCCUUCUACGCUCUGAGCUCUACUGUGCCGUCGUCCUAACGUUAAUGAAUCCUGACAGGGAACCAAAAUACAAAACUACACAGACACUGUCUUCUUGGAAUGUGAAUACCUUUGGCUGUUAUUUUUUAUCCUGCAUACACUGCAGAUCGCUAAGAGAAGAUUCUAUUUUCCAGGACCUCCGAAAUCCCCGAACGUUGCUGCACAGCUGAGACCUUUUAUCUUAGAAAUAUUUAAAAUAGAGUUAAUAUACAGACCCACACACACACACACAUAUAUAUAUAUAUAUAUACAGCUCUAUAUAGACAGAUUUUUUUUUUUUUAUCAGAUUUGCGUGUGUAUUAGAUUAAUAACGUGACUAGACAAAGAACAAAUGGCUUCUGCGUGACAAGUGGUUGAAGUUUGCGGGGGUCCAUUUAAGAGGCAAUAUUUUUUCAUAUGUCAUAGGUGUAUAAACUCCGGUUCCUUUUUUUUUUGUAUGAGUGACGUGAAAGUCUGUGGUGGAAAGGAGGAUAUUGCUCUGGGUUUUGUCUGUUGCAGUAUUUAAAAAUGUUUUAUUCGGCCAUUUGUUUUCUAUUUCAGGACGUACCUUAUUGAGAUCAGUAUAUAACGCAGUCUGAUUGAUUGUCCUUCUCCUAUACUAUUGUAACUCUAAGUUUCUACACUAAGUAUUUAUGAUGUCUACAUGGCAUUCGUUUGUUCGAUUUUGUCCGUGAUGGCGAGCAUAUGUCCGGUCACGCUCCUUUUAGAAUGAAUUGUUACUGCUUGAUUCGAAGUUAUCAAAUUAAAUGCACAGUGGACGUUCAGAUUAUUUCACAGACGUCCAGUUCAGAGAAUGACAGCUUUCUAUCUGCACAGUGAUUAAAGGGUGAUUUUUUUUUUGUAACUUUAACUUUCAUCUAAAGCAAACGUAGGUCUUUAUUAAGAGUGUAACGACAGACUUUAGAGACUGAAAAGAGGCAGAAUUCUUGUGUUAUAUUCUGAUUUAAAUGAAAUGGCAACUGGCCCAUGCAUCUAUACAAGCACAUCAAAUUUUAAUGAAGUGAAACAGCGCCCUCUGGCGACUGCCAGAAGUUUUGCAGAGACCCAUGUUCUGUAGAUCAGAGCAACACAAAAUGUCCUAGGCGUGAAUCUUCACCCACUUACACAGACCCUUUUACACUGGGCAUCUUCCCAGGAAUUUUAUAUUAACCUAGAUUUACUCUUGGACCUCCAUAUUAUCACACUCCAUUUCGAACCCCAAAAGUGAAAGAUUUUUGAUUUUCAGAUACUAUUCAAGUUGAAAGUAGACAUAAUAAAAAAACAGCAUAACCGACAUUCAGAGGGUAUGAGGUAAUACGUGUCAUAAUUCUCUUUAUCAUCAUCAUCAUCAUCAUCAUCAACAUCAUCGCUUGGCUUUCUUUGACACUGAUGGGAAUAUAAAUGUGAUUAUUUUCUGUGAUUUAUUUGGCGAUUUGAUUAAUAACGGUGAUAAAUUUGAUGAAUUUAUUUAUUUAAUUAUUUAUUUUUGCGACAUGUAUUAGCAUCUUAAACAUUUGGGAACCGUCUGCUGUUGUCUGUUCGAGCACGGUUGCCUGUUUUGAUGAUUCAAUUAUAUAUAUGAUUACAUUCCUUAAUUUAUCCUUAUAAAUGAUUAUUUCACAGCCAUUAUCUGAUUACAAACUGAUUAAUAUGAUGUCCAGCAACACGAUCAGUGUGAUAUUCGGAUUCGAUGUAUUGAAGAAGAAAAAAAAAAACACACCUUGCUACAAGCUUUUUUUGACACGAUCGGACUGUGUUUUCAUCACUGUGUUUGUAAAACCAGGUCUUUAAACCCUGUGUGGUAUUGUGGAAUGGUCUAUUAAACUAACCUGCCAAGCUUCCUUUAA
Messenger RNA from Silurus meridionalis, 4109 nucleotides. RefSeq names its product ANKH inorganic pyrophosphate transport regulator b (gene ankhb). The transcript is spliced from 12 exons. The record is from RefSeq and is a predicted model, not a curated record. Gene Ontology annotation, biological process: phosphate ion transmembrane transport. Lineage: Eukaryota; Metazoa; Chordata; Actinopteri; Siluriformes; Siluridae. Gene Ontology annotation, molecular function: phosphate transmembrane transporter activity. Gene Ontology annotation, cellular component: membrane. Bases 377 to 1873 code for a protein of 498 amino acids.